Messenger RNA from Hyalella azteca, 4676 nucleotides. Its product is annotated as probable serine/threonine-protein kinase DDB_G0277449. The record is from RefSeq and is a predicted model, not a curated record. Gene Ontology annotation, biological process: protein phosphorylation. NCBI's taxonomy places the organism in Eukaryota, Metazoa, Arthropoda, Malacostraca, Amphipoda, Hyalellidae. The transcript is spliced from 9 exons. Gene Ontology annotation, molecular function: ATP binding; protein serine/threonine kinase activity. Bases 471 to 2024 code for a protein of 517 amino acids.
CAUGCUUGAAGUUAGUGAGUUGUACAGUGAUUCGUAAGUGUGAAAGUGAGACUUCCCGAUUUUUUUUAGAAAAUGCAUUUCUUUGGAAAAAUUUCCCAUUCUGCAUUCGUUUCGUUAUUGCUAUCGUCGUAUUCAUACAAAGUUACGGAUUCACGUGGAAUUCAGCCUUAAUUAUUAUUCCUCAUUUUAGCUACAUGAGGCUAUGAGAAACGUUGGCAUUGACCCAGAGAAAAUACAGUCCUCGGCUUCUCGCUUAUGGUUAUAUACGGAGAUUCUGACAGAGAACAGGCUGGUGGGCGCAUUUGUCGCCACAAGUCUUAACCCCAAAUAUAAAAAAAAUAUACGGAGCUCAUUAUCCACAUGUUCUGAUUGGUCCAUUGGUCUGUCAGUUGUCCGGCAGCUAACACCUCCAGUGUCCUCCAACUCUGAUAAGUGAAUUAUCAAUCCCAUUUGUUGUACCAAAUUCCAUUAUGGGUUAUUUCCAAAAAGAAAGUUCAGCGGACAAACACGAGAGCAACCCUGUAAAAGUUGGUGGCACAGAACUGCAGAUUGGAGAAACCACAAACACUAUUGUAAAAGUUGAAUCUCAGACAGAAUCUUUAAUGAACAGUGAGCAAUCAAACUGUGCUGCCCUUGUCAAGAUUGAAGUCAUUAACAUUGAAUCUGACGCCAAAUAUAAAGCCUGCAUCAUGGACGACAAUGAUUCAUGUUCCUCUGGCUUCAGUAGUGAAGUGGCGUCCCCUAGAAGUGGAUGUGGGAAGGAAAUCACCAAGAAGCCUUUAAACAAUAAUUCAAAGGAAACUAGAUCCUUGAGUUCAACCAGUGCAUCAUCAGUAGAUGAAGGGCUUGAGCUUGAUGCAGCUUGUGUAUCAAUUGACACUCUUUCCCUUAAUGCAAUUCAACCUCAAGAAAGUGAAGACAUUCAAUCAGUUGAGGAUUCAGCCCCUGUUUUGCCAGAAUGUACUGACAAAAUUGGAACUGGUGCCAAGAAUAAAAUUAAAAUGGAAGAGCAUCCACAGUUGCCUGAAGGAGAUAUCUCUGUUGCUGACUUCAGCUACCUCAAGAAAGUUGGAAAAGGAGCUUUUGGAGAUGUAUUUCUAGUACGGAAAAAAACUGGCAAAGACGAGGGUGCCAUCUAUGCACUGAAGAUGAUCUACAAGUGCAAGGUGUUGGAUGAUGAGUAUCUUACCAUCCACUUCAGGAGUGAAAAGGAGGCUUUACAAAGAGUUCGUGCUGGACCCUUUCUCUCAACCCUCUUCUAUGCCUUUCAGUCUGUGGAGCAUCUAUUCCUUGUUAUGGACUACAAUGGAGGGGGACAGUUGCUGCAACAGUUUAUUGGCAAAAAUGUUCUUCUCGAGAACCACAUGAGAAUUUACCUGGCUGAGCUUGUUCUGGCUGUUGACUACCUACACAUUCGUGAGAUCAUCCACCGCGACAUCAAGCCAGAGAAUGUGCUGCUUGACAAGCAGGGCCACGUUGUCCUCAUAGACUUUGGCCUUAGCAAGCUGGUGACCGGGGCACCCAAUGAGUCCCAUGUGGGCACCGAGCCUUACAUAGCUCCUGAGAUCCUGCAGCACCACCCUCAUGACAGGAUGGCUGACUUCUGGAGCCUUGGUGUGCUGGGCUAUGAGAUGGUGGCUGGGUCUCCUCCUUGGAGCCUUGACAUGUCGGACGAAAAGCUCAGGAAAGCCGUGCUGGAGCGAGAGCCGCAGUACAACUCGCGUCUGUUCGGCAAGCCCUGCAAGUCUCUGCUGCAGGGCUUGCUACAGAAGAGCCCCAAGCAGCGACUGGGAGCCGUCCAUAAGAACAACACGGGCGGCAUUCAGGACAUCAAGACCCACAAGUUCUUCAAGUGUGUGAAGUGGAACGCGGUGGCAGAGCGCAAGUUGAAGCCCCCCAGCCUGCCCCCUGUUGAGGACUUCUCUCAGUACCGCGACAAGGCCUUCAAGGAACCCAAGGAUAAGGGUUUCCGCCGCUACUUCCCUGACUACCAGUACUCGUGGCUGACCGACACUUCAUCUUGACGAUAGAGCUCCAUAGUCUACAAUUGCCGCACCUCCAUCUGCCUGUGGUGCAAGCCAUCAUCCAUCGCUGGCCGCCGUCACCACGCUGCUCUCAACGCCUGCUUAUUGUGCCUCAUGUUGUCGCCAUUGAGUCUUUCUUUUGCUGCUUCUGUGUCAUUCUGUUACGAUAGCUGCGUGCCUCUGUUACAACCUAAACGUCCUUUAUUUACUACCUCAUUAUGCUUCUGUUGUUGCAAUACAAACAAUGCAUCCCAGUUCUUGGCUUCAGGCUUAGUUUAUUUAACGUACCUGUCUAUUAUAGCCAUUGUCACGUAAGGUCUUCUUCAUAGCAAUCGAUGUCUGUCCACAUGCCUGUCAAUAAGUAAACAAAGUGUAUUCGAUUUGGUCUCUUAGUAGUCUCUUCCUUCCACUUAUUAUUUACUCUCUACUCCUGCACUGUUAUUAAUAAUUUAAAUUCAAUUGGGCUUCAUUUAUAAAACAUGGUGCGAUUUGAAGCAACCUGGUCUGCAGUCACUCGAUCCCAAUUUUUGCUAAGCACUAUCCUUUCUACUUUCCACUCUAAUUGAACUUUCUACGUUGUUUUUGCGAUUCCCUGCCUUAUCCUCUUGAUUGAAAAAUUUCUAAAAAAGAUCCCAUCCUUCAUAACAUCCACCUGAGACUGUGUGCCUGCUGGUUUUGAAACGAUCCUCAUAAUUUAACUAUGACUAAUGGACGAAAUAUUUUUAACUUGACGUAAUAAUUGGCUUCUUAUUCCGCACCGUUGCAAGGAAUUUUAAAUGUUUCUCAUUUGAAUCCAACAUCACAGCAAAUAUUUUUCCACUCUCACAGAAAAUUACUUGUCUGGUCAUUUUCAGGUAGACCUCUUCGAAAUGUACACUUUUUUAUAGUCAAUUAUUUUACUGCAGACUUGAAAGAGCCUGUAUGUGUAAACUUCACUAGAUUACCUGCUUCAUGGCCGCUAGCAGCUCCUGCUGUACAUAAUAAUAUCGAUGUUGUGCUAGUAGCUAUCGGCGUUAUUACUAUUAUCUUGUCGCUGGUAGCUCUUCUGUACAUUAUAGUUUACGUGUUGUGCUAAUAGCUCCUGAUGUACAUAAUAGUAUCCAUGUUGUGCUAGUAGCUACAAGCUUUAUUGCUGGUAACUUGCCACUAGUAGCUCCUGGCAAGUUUUUGCUUGUAGCUUCUCUGUGUAUUAUCGUAUCGGUGUUGUGCUUGUGCAAACUGGGACGCUUGCUAGCCCCAGGGUUAAGUAAUGGUUGUUACUAGAGUGCCGCGUUCUCAAAUUUAUCAUAUACAGUUCGUCCAUUGAGUGGUUGUCAGGUUGGAUCACCAAUGGUUGAACACCAUCAUUGAUGACAGCCUUGUGCCGUUUCGGGAUUUCAGCGAUAUUAAAAUAGUUAUAUGUCAAUUUAAUAAGACUGUAUCAAUAACUCAUGUAGUUUAUAAGAGUAGUAAUUUAAGCAUUAAUAAUGGCAAAGACCGCUCGAUGUUAAAAUGGAAUAUAAUUCUGCUCUCUAGUGCGGUUGUUAUUUAUCUCGGGGGUUGUUAAUUAUUUUAUUGGAAUAAUGAAAAUCCUCAUAAUCCGUAAAAAUAUUAGCGUUAAUAUUGAGUUAUUUAAGUUCAUAUGUUCUACACAUGCCGUGCGUGGGGCUUGUCCAAAUAUGCCUGACUUGACGUGUAUGCUCUUAACCUCGUGUUCAUUCUAAUGGUAAUGUCUGGUGUGGAAUUUUUUACUUACUCUUUCCUAAUUUCUGUUAAUAUUUUAUGCUCUAAUCAUAUUGCUUGCAAGUUUUCACUUUAAACAUGGUUUGCUUUUCUAUCUUGUUAGCAUUCAUUUUUGUGCGAGUGAUUGACUUCCUCAAUUAGAAAUUUUGUAACUGUCCAUGCGCUCACUCUGAAUCUGCGCUCUCUCCUGCUGCUGACUUGAGUGAGAGACUAGCCUUGCGUUUGGAGUGGAGGCCCAGUAAGUUAUCAACUUAUCUCACUGGCGGCAAUGGGGAAGAAAUAAACUUUAGUGAUUGGUGCGAGGUUGCUAAGUGAGCAACUUGUGCCUUCUAUCUCCCUUCCGAUGAGUGAUAGAGGUAACUGCAAGCAUGCUAGAUUUUAAAGUAGUGUAUGUGGCGUUACUCUACGUGAGGCUGCGUUUUCUUGUUGCAGUUGGGUCAAAAUGUUAUUACAACUUUUUUGGCAAAUCUCCAAUACAAAUGCCGUUUUCUUACCAAACGAUUACUGGAUUUGCCUCGUUGUAGAAGCCGCGUUGACCCUUGUUUAAGUAUUUAUUUAUGCAAUACACGCCAUGUGUUCUAGUGAAUUUUUAAUACUCUUGACGUGUGAAAACUUGUGAACCACGACGCGAUCUGCUGUCGCUGUAGAUGAUCUACACGUUGAGGUUGCAUGUCGGUCUAUUUUACACUAAUUCAACAGCACCAUGUGCUAUCAUGUUGCUCUAUUUAAUCUAAUUCUGCAGCACCGUGUGCUAUCAUAUUGCUCUAUUUUAAUCUAGAUAUAAAAACAGAUAUAUUUGGUCGUUGGUUCUAUAAUUAUAUAAUGGCUGGCGAUGCCUAUUCUUUCUCAGAUCUUUACCGAUGAAGCUUAAGUUUCUGAUAUGAUGUAAAUUUUUUAUCAUAUCUUUUGAUGCAACUUUUUUUUUAUCAC